CCCAACCUGAUAACAUGCAGUCGCUGUCCAUCCUGCUGGUCCUUGUGGCCGCCGUCGCUGCUGACAAGAUCCCAGACUUUGUGGUCCCAGGCCAGUGUCCUGCUAUUGACGAGAAUAAGCUGUGGUCCGAGCAAGUCCCAAACCACGCUAAUUAUGCUGGUGUAUGGUACGAGUUUGCACUUACUAACAACCCAUAUCAACUGAUCAACAAAUGUGUCCGCAACGAAUAUACCUUCGAUGGAAAACAGUUUGAUGUUGCGUCGACUGGUGUCACUGCUGACGGCAGUUUGUUGAAGCGCAGCGGUCAGGUCUACGCUAACCCCCUGGGUGAACCUCACCUCUCCAUUGACUUUGAAAACUCGUUCGCAGCUCCCUACGUUAUCCUGGACACUGACUACACUAACUUCGCCUGUGUAUAUUCCUGCAUCAGCUACAACUUUGAUUACCACUCAGACUUUGCUUUCAUCUUCACUCGCUCCCCAAGUCUGGCAGACAAGUUCGUGAAGCGGUGUGAAGCUGCCUUCAGGAGCAUCAAUGUUUACACUUCCCGCUUCACCAAGACCGUUCAAGGAUCCUCCUGUAAUUAUGAUGACCAGAAAACUCUUUGAAUGAUUUUAUCCAGCGAAAUUUGACCUUUAUGUCUAAUUUUCAUGUCUUAGAGGCCAAGAAAUCAUGAUCAUAUAUAUGUGAAAAAUGUUUGGAAGGACUUUUCUUUAAUGUGCAUAAAGUUACUAUUAUUUUUGUGUUCGAUAGCGCAUUUGUAUAUGUUGUACAUACAAUAUAUAUACAUAUAAAUA
Messenger RNA from Cherax quadricarinatus, 797 nucleotides. Its product is annotated as crustacyanin-C1 subunit-like. Gene Ontology annotation, biological process: lipid metabolic process; response to reactive oxygen species. Gene Ontology annotation, molecular function: pigment binding. The record is from RefSeq and is a predicted model, not a curated record. Gene Ontology annotation, cellular component: cytoplasm. Lineage: Eukaryota; Metazoa; Arthropoda; Malacostraca; Decapoda; Parastacidae.